Messenger RNA from Gigantopelta aegis, 3974 nucleotides. RefSeq lists its product as uncharacterized. The record is from RefSeq and is a predicted model, not a curated record. The coding region runs from base 91 to 1014 and encodes 307 amino acids. The transcript is spliced from 3 exons. Lineage: Eukaryota; Metazoa; Mollusca; Gastropoda; Neomphalida; Peltospiridae.
CGAGAUCGUUGUAGGCCUAUUUUAUUUUUCUCUUCGAACGUGAAACCCAAAAUCAGACCACUCAACUUUGAGUUUUGAAGAAUUAUACCCAUGAACACAAUGUUCAAGGGUGGACUGCAACGACUUAUUAGGGCAUAUCCGUCUCUCAACCUGCGGAUCGAGGUGAGCAAGCAGCAACAUGAGGCCAACGUUGUCCUGCCUGGUUUACGAUUUGAAGACAUCAUCUUCACAGGUCAGCCCGACAUAUGGAGACUGUAUGACAUGAUGGGUAGAGUUGAAUUUGCGUCGUUCUUCAACGAAUAUCCAUUCCUCAACUACACGACCCUCUACUCUCUGGGCCUGGGGAGUGUUACGAAAGCCGUGAACCUCGAGGUCAGAAGCCACUUCUACGAACUGACGACCCCCAAGUCUCCUCUCGACAUGAGUAUGAAGCUGAUCCACAUCGGAGAAAACUCUUUUACCAUCCUCACGGAACUCAGAUGCGGCGGGAGACAGAGACCGUCAAUUAAAGUCAAGAGCCUUUACGUCCUUUUCAACAGGAAAGAUGGCAGCAAGCAAGCGGUGCCAGACUGGUGGCGAGAACACUUUUCUAAACACGUCUCGCAUUCCGACGGCAGACCGUUCUUCAUCACCCCGUUUGAAAAACCAAACCAAACCUAUUCACACGUAUUUACCGUCCCGCUAGUGGACACCGACGUUCGCUUGAGGACGAGGUGUGCGUCGUACGUGCGAUACUUUCUCGACAAUGCCAGUGUCGCGUCGUACAAGGAUUUUUACUCUAACAUUUCGACGAGUUUUCACGAGUUCCACAUCAAGAAAUUGUGCAUGUUGUAUCGUGCGCCCAGCUCUUGGGGGGAUACACUGACCGCCGAGACGUGGGAGGACCCUGAUGACCUGCUGACCUUGCACUGUGAGGUCAGCGACAAAGGUCACAGAAGGUGGUACGGGUCAAUGUCCUUUCAUUCGGAAAUAUUCGGACUGCCCGGGCCUACGCUGAAAAAUAUGGAGGCCUGAAUAUUUACAGUCAACUGUGUGUGUGAGUGUGUGUGAGUUAAUGAACCUAGUGCUAAUUAACACAAGUCAAAAAUACUUUUUUCAUUUGCAGGGUCAGCUUUAGGUAAGCAGAAAAUUUUGCCAAAUUAACUAUUAAACUUCAAAAAUUGCAAAAUUAAUUUUUUAAAUUUUCUAAUAAAAUCUCAAUUAUUUAGCCAGAUUUAACUAAAAUUUGCAAAAUGCUUUUAAAAUUUGCAAUUGGCGAAUUUGAGUGCCAGAGCUAGCCCUGAUUUCGAAAUAUUUUGACUCCAGGGCUCAGACUUAAGACUUACGGCCAUUUAAAAUGUUUUUGCCAUUUGGCAAAAUGCUCACCGAUGGCAGUUUUGAGCCUGCCUAUAUCAAUUUUAAAAUCUGUAACUUUUACAACAAAUAUAAAGAGCAAACUUAGUCCCUUCAACUGUAAUUUUUAUUCAUCGUCAAAAAACAACCAUUGAUCAAGCCCUUAUAUGAUGGUAAUUCAUAUUGCAAGUACGACAGAUUCCGUCUGUGCAGUCAUUAAGUUAUUAAGUCUGUAACUUUUAUAACAGAUACAUGUAUAAAGAGCAAACUUGGUCCCUUCAAAUGUAAUUUUUAUUCAUCAUAAAAAAACUGCCAUCGGUGAAGCUCUUAAUCGACAGUAAUUUAUAUUGCAACUGUUGCAGUUUUCAUCAGUGCAGUCAUUAUGUUUGAGCUUUGGGCCUGAAAUAUAUGGAUCUUUAGAGUGAAGAGUUUGUUUAAUGAAUAUAGCACAGUUUAUUUUAUUAACUGGAAUAUAGGUUGAGGACUAUAUUUAAAGUAAACAAGGUCCCUAAUGAAGUUAACAUAAAUUACAUGUGAACAGUUCAUUUCCAAAAUGCAAUAUAUAUGCCCAUUUCCACAUUUUGUAGUUAGUAGAGAAGAAAUACUGAUUCUGAUGUUACAUUUACCUGUAGUACAACUCAACAAUACAACAAUAUAAUUUACGGUAAAACACUAUCUGUGUCAAUUGAUGUAAAAACUCUGCUUCAUAGACACUGUGUCAAGUUGCGACAAAAUCACAGGCAUACUGAUUCUGUAGCACAACUCAACAAUACAACAAUAUAGUUUACGGUAAAACACUAUCUGUGUCAAUUGAUGUAAAAACUGUGCUUCAUAGACGCUGUGUCAAGUUGCAACAAAAUCACAUUUUUCUCAAAUUGACAAACGGAUACAUCGCAACCCCUGCAAUUGCCGUGGAGAUUGCUGUGGCAUUUUUAAUUCUUCACGGCACGUUUUUUUGCUAUGGACUAUAUUUGUUUUUUGUUUUCCUCUGCAUUUUUUUUUGCGGUGGAUAUUUUCUUAAUUGCAGGGGUCGCAUCGUCUUUUGGAAAUGAACUCUUCAUGUAGUACAUGUAUUAACAAAAGGCAGAAAUACAUGUACUUGUUUGGGAAUAUCCAGACUGCCCAAGAUCUAUACUAAAACAUGUUAAUGUCAGAAUCUAACUCAAGAAUGUGUUUAAUGAACAUAGUGAAAAUUAUUAUUAACCCAAGUGAAAAAUAUUUAAAUAUUUGGAAUCAUUUCAGACUUCCGGAGCCUGUGCUGAAACAUGCUGAUAUCUGAAUCUUUAAAUUUGAAUAUGUGUAAUGAACAUACAUAGUGCAGUUUAUUAAUAAUAGAAAAAAAAUUGUCAAUUAUAGUUUUCAUCUGGAAAUAUUUUGGACUCCCAGAGCCUACACUAAAGCGUGUUGAUGUGUGAAUUUCUAAAGUUAAAAAUGUGUAUAAUGAUAACAGUAUUAACACUUCAAGUCAAAAAUGUGUGUGAUGGGUAUCUAGAUGGGAUUGGAGUUUUAAAAGGGUAGGGGGAGGGAGGAAAAUACAUUUGAACUCUUUUUUUUAUUGGAGAUGUGGGGGGGGGGUCAUCCCCAAAACGCUUGGUAUCACUAACUAGCAGGGUUCAUAUUAAUUUAAGAAAAUCCUGGAAAAUCAUGUGAAUCGUGCAAUUUUCAAAUAUUUUUUAAAAAGUCGUUGAAAAUCUAAACAAAAAACCAUCAUGAAAAGUUCUUUCAAGUCAUGGAAUUUAAUUUACAAUAAGGUGUAUGAAUGCUGUGUAACUUAUUAUUAAUAUGCAAACCAAAAAUCCUCUGGGAAUUAAAAAUUUGCAUAGCCCAUUUAGAAGUUAUACAAAAAUAUUUUUAGGUAACCCAUUUUUAUUUUAUUUUUAUUUUUAUUCAUAAACUAUUCCAUGACAUGUAAAUUAUGUCUUAAAUUUAAUGCAUAAACGAAAAAUUGGUUCUGCAAUUUUUUUUAAAAUAUAUAUAUAUUUAUUUUAUAUUCCGUGAGCAAUGCACAAAUGAAAUGAAUGUUCGCUCACCUUUUUAGGCCCUAAUCUACACAUUUUGCCAUGAGUGUGAUGUAAUUUCUUAUUAAAGAGAUUGCCCUCAGAUUGCUGUCAGUGUUAACAUAUAUCCGGCCAACAGAACCUUAAGGACCAAAAUUACAUAUAAAAUCUAUUUUCUUGUUUAGAAUACAUGUCUGUAUAGUCAAAGGAGCUGGAUCUAGCUCAGUUGGUAGAGUGCACGCCUGAAGUGCUUGCGUCGUAGGAUCGAACAGCCUCCAUGGACCCAUUCUCCGAUUUUUGUUUUCCCAACCUAAUUUUAGGCCCCAUACAUUUUAGUCAUUAAAAAGUCCCCACUGGUCAAAAUCGUGACAGUGGAUGCAAACUCAGAACAGUCUCUUUAACAAUGAAUUAAAAAAUUAAAAAUUGUGGCAAGUAUGAUAUACAUGUACAUGUAGAACUUGUCAAUUACUACUUUUGUCAUAGUAAUGUUUGAAUAUUAUUCAACUUAAUAUUAAAGUUCUGGGCCCAGUUUCACAAAACAUUGUAAGCCUAGUUUUGCACAUAAACAUAAGCUACAACUAAAACACAAUUCUUAUUACUACAGGGAAACUCCUCUAAACCGGACACCCUUUGGACCAAGUAAAA